UAGGUAUAAGUAUAUUUAAGUCCAGUGGUUUUUAUAGAAUGGUUUCAGUGCUAUUAUAAUGUAAUUUAUUUAAUUACUUAUAAUUUUCUGUGUAGUUAAUAAUAAUUAGUUUUCGCAACUAGUACCCACAGAGUACAUUGAGUACUUAAUAAGUUUUUGAUUUUAUAGGUGCCGUAGUUUUACUUAGUUUUCUUUAACUUUAGAUAGUUUAAACAUUAUUAAACCCACAAAACUAAAGAUUUGUGCCUUAUAGUGUUUAAAAAUAAAGAAAAAUGAAAGUAUUCCUCCUACUAGUGCCCCUGUAUAUUGUUGCGGCCCUAGUGCUGGGUGCAUCUAUCACAGCAGGGAUUUUUGUAGUGCACGUAGUUAUAGCACCACUAUUGUUCAAAUAUUCCAAAACAUUCCGGAGAAACCUCAUUUUUCUUAAUAUAGCAAAAUGGCCUCUAAACGUAGACUACGACGACCCCUCAGCCAGCGGUAUCGAGGGUGGGAGAAACUUCAACAUCGAAUACCAUUCCAAGGUCGACAAUUGCAAGAUAAAAAUUGGUGUAUGGCACAUUCUGCCAAAGAGUUUGUAUGAGAAGCAUAAAGGCAGCUUCGAACCAAAUGUGGAUAAAGAGAAUCUGAGUGCAACCCUGGACGCAGAGCUACUUAACUCUAAGCUACCCAUCAUGAUCUAUUGUCAUGGUAAUUCAAACACUCGUGCAGCGGCGCAUCGGGUGGUGUUGUACAAGUUUUUCCAAAAAAUGGAUUUCCACACAAUCGCCUUUGACUAUAGAGGAUACGCUGACUCAACCAACGUGUUGCCAACGGAAGACGGCGUGGUGGAGGAUUCCUUGAUAGUAUAUGACUGGUUAAAUACCAUCAUAAGCAAAGCAGAUACUAAACCACCGGUUUUUGUAUGGGGACAUUCCUUAGGUACAGGCAUUUCGUCGCAUCUUUUAGGCAACCUACAAAGGUUGUCAAGGGAUAUUCUAGGACGUUCGGACCCCCUGCCUUUACCUAAAGGCCUGAUAUUGGAGGCCCCCUUCAACAAUCUGGCAGACGAGGUCAAAUACCAUCCACUAGCUAAGUUGGUGCGAUGGCUGCCUUACUUCGAGAAUUCCUUCGUGUCUCCAUUCCUCUCAGCUCCGGAGCAUGAGUUUAAAUCGGAUUUGCAUUUAACUCAAAUCCCGGAUCUGCCAAUUUUGAUACUGCAUUCGCGGGAUGACGUCAUAGUUCCGCAUUAUGUUGGGAAAAAGUUGCACGAGGCGAUACUGCAGUCUAGGCAAGACGGGCAUGUACCAGUCACGAUGCAUUCCAACCCCAGCAGUGUUCAUGAUAAGAUUCUAUUACAACAAAGAAAUUCGCUUCUAGUUAUAGCUUUAUAGUGACCAACUUUUCUCACUAGUAUUAUAACGUGAUACUACAGUUCCACGAGGCGAUACUGCAGUCUAGGCAAGACGGGCAUGCGCCGGUCACGCUGGAUUCCUACCCCAAGCAGUGUUCAUGAUAAGAUUCUAUUACAACAAACAAAUUCGCUUCUAGUUAUAGCUGUAUAAUGACCAACUUUUCUCACUAGUAGGU
Messenger RNA from Maniola jurtina (meadow brown), 1566 nucleotides. Its product is annotated as lysophosphatidylserine lipase ABHD12. Lineage: Eukaryota; Metazoa; Arthropoda; Insecta; Lepidoptera; Nymphalidae. Gene Ontology annotation, cellular component: endoplasmic reticulum membrane. The coding region runs from base 273 to 1370 and encodes 365 amino acids. The record is from RefSeq and is a predicted model, not a curated record. Gene Ontology annotation, biological process: phosphatidylserine catabolic process; monoacylglycerol catabolic process. The transcript has 10 exons. Gene Ontology annotation, molecular function: phosphatidylcholine lysophospholipase A1 activity; monoacylglycerol lipase activity.